Messenger RNA from Aspergillus niger, 462 nucleotides. RefSeq lists its product as uncharacterized. Bases 1 to 462 code for a protein of 153 amino acids. The transcript is spliced from 5 exons. Lineage: Eukaryota; Fungi; Ascomycota; Eurotiomycetes; Eurotiales; Aspergillaceae. The record is from RefSeq and is a predicted model, not a curated record.
AUGGGCUCGCCUCAUCCUUCACCUACUCUUCCGCCUCUACUCCCACUUCAGCCCCCAACAUCGUACUACCCAAAUCGCCGCAAGGUGACCCUAUGCAUGCAAGAAGAAAAGAAAAACCACACUAGCCUCAUUCACGGGAGGCGUACAAAAGCCGAACGAGUCCAAGCGCCAGUCAGGCCAGCCGUGGUGCUGCAGCAACAACAACAACAGCAUUCCCAUAUCGAUGAUGAUGACGCUGGAUGGAGCCUCGUAUCUGCGCUAGAUCCAUUCCCCUUCCCCCCCUCCCUCCCCAGUACUUCCGCUGUCUUCUCCGUUCCUCCCCGUCUCCGUCCUCCCCGUCCCUCCCUUAUUCCUCUCUUUCCCCUCCCUUCUGGCCCCUGCAAAACUCGGACCAUCCCACCCUUGAGUAACGAUGAUGAGGAUGAUGAUGAUGAUGAUGGAACAGCCGCCGCAGCCCUUUGA